This is a messenger RNA of Moneuplotes crassus, 1106 nucleotides long. The record is from the annotation of a GenBank genome assembly. NCBI's taxonomy places the organism in Eukaryota, Ciliophora, Spirotrichea, Euplotida, Euplotidae.
UUGAUUGUAAUGUAGAGUUAAAUAAUGAGUUGGUUAAGGAAAUUAUCUGAGACUGUUUUUUGAGGGUGCUCCCCAGCACAGCUUGAGGAAGAGGAAAUGAAUACAAGUGUGUCAGAUGACCGCAAGAAGGGCCACAUGGUCGAGAACGAAGGCGUUGAUGACUCUGAGCAUAACUUGUUUGUAGAGGAUGCCUCUUUUGAUUUUAGUCUUGUGAGGAAAGGGGCUGAUAAUACAAUUGCCACUGAGAAAGUAAUGAAGAAGAUUUUGAAGAAUGUGAGUCCGGCUGUCAGAAGGAUCUAUAAGGUCAAUGGCCCGUUUAAGUAUUGAAUAGAAGAUUGGUACAAUCUAGGACUUGAUAAGGAAGAACUUGUCUGGGAGGAAGACUACAAUACAUCAUCUAGUUACUGUGGUGAACUCAGAAAAGGCACUCAUGUUAAAGAGGGCAAAGGAGUUUACCUCAACGAGCAAGGUGAUCUUUAUGAAGGAUUCUUCAAGCACGGCAGACAGUACGGCAAGGGAAGAAUGAUCUUCCAUAACAACUCCUUGUACCAAGGAGAUUUCAAGAACGGAGUCCCUCACGGAUUCGGCAUCUUCAUCGAUUGAGAAUCUGGCGGAAUGAGAAAAGCCGAAUUUAAACAAGGUAAAAUACAUGGAGAAGGAAUUGAAAAGUGGGCCGACGGAACAACCUUCAAAGGAUUCUAUAGGAAAGGAAAGAAGUCAGGCUUUGGAGUCUUUAGAUGGGGUGACGGAAGUAGUUAUGAAGGAGAUCUUGAGAAAGAUCUUCUCCAUGGGUUAGGAACUUUAACUAUGUCCGAUGGCAGAAAGUACGAAGGACAUUUCGCCGACAACAACAUGGACGGAGAGGGGACCUUCUAUUGGCCGGAUGGCCGAAAGUACGUCGGUUCCUACAAAGACGGCAAGAAGCACGGUAAAGGCAAAAUGAUGUUCCCAGACGGCCAGGAGUACUACGGCGAAUGGGUCGAAGGUGAGGUCAACGGCAGCGCCUUCAUAACAGACGAGAGUGGCAAGAAGACUAAACAGUAUGUAGAGAAAGGAGAGAUUAUUAGGAAGCUCACCAAUUUAUUUUAAGUUUUAUAUCGAUUUUG